AAAUGAUUCCGGUGACUAAUCUCGAGAUAAAACGCUUACUAAGCGAUACACACCCAAUUAACAUAACAUCCAUAAAAAUUACUUGAAUUCAUUCCAGUUAAAAAAUUCGUGUCGACUGACCAGAGUCCGCGAAUUGCUCGAUAAAGAUGAGUCAGUGCUUUAGCUUCGGCCCGAGCCCCAUCCCUUGCCACUCAUGGAACAAGGACAGAAGUCAAAUUGCCUUUUCUCCUGGCAAUAAUGACAUUGAAAUCCACCAAAACAGAGGGCAGAACUGGUCCCUGGCGGGCACUCUAAAAAAACAUGACCUCAGAGUAACAAGCUUAGAUUGGGCCCCAAAAACUAACAAAAUUGUUUCAUGCUCCGCAGACAGGAACGCUUAUGUAUGGACCGAAGAGUCCAACGGGCAAUGGAGCCCCACGUUAGUGCUGUUACGGAUAAACCGGGCCGCGACCUGCGUAAAAUGGUCCCCAAAUGAAAAUAAGUUUGCCAUAGGGUCCGGAUCUCGACUGGUGGCGGUGGCUUACUAUGAAAAGGAAAAUGACUGGUGGGUUUCUCGGCAUAUCAAAAAAAGUUUUAAAUCAACAGUGACCACCCUCGAUUGGCAUCCUAAUAAUAUGCUGUUGGCUACUGGAAGUACUGAUUUUCGUGUGAGGGUGUUUUCUGGUUACAUUAAGGAUGUCGAGGAGGCCGCAAAGGAAACUGCGUGGGGCUCCAAAGAGGCUUUUGGGCAAUUGAUGGCUGAAUAUGUGAAUUCACCUUUGGGAGGUGGAUGGAUUCAUUGUGUGGCUUUUUCGCCUGAUGGGAAUAAAGUUGCUUGGGUUUCUCACGACUCUUCGAUAAACGUGGCAGACCCAACCCUCGGCGCCAACUCCAUCAUCAAACUACCCACCAAAUUCUUACCGUUUUUAACCUGCAUUUGGACCGAUAACGGUACAAUUGUGGCCGGAGGUCACGAUUGCCAACCUUUGACCUACACUUUAACCAACAAUAACACGCUCACUUUUGCGGGUAAACUGGACAAGUCGUUACAGAAAAAGGAAUCGCAAGGCAUAUCGGCCUUAUCGAAGUUCCGUUUAAUGGAAAAGGAGGCGAGGAGCGAGCAGGAGGAUAAAACGUUGGAGUCUGCCCACCAAAAUCCCAUCGCUUGUUUUUGUGUUUACCAAGGGGUUAAGGGAAAAGUGGAGAAAAUUAGCAGUUCCGGGUUGGACGGACGGGUGGUUAUUUGGACCGUGGGAUCGUUGGAGAGGUCUAUGAAAGGACUGAAAAUGUGAUAACGAACAUUCCAAGCAUUUUGUUACUGUAAUAUAUCGGAUAUAUUCGAAAACCUUGAAUGUAUUAUUUAAUAAAGAAAAAAUGAAAAAUCUU
Anthonomus grandis grandis is the source of this 1365-nucleotide messenger RNA. RefSeq names its product actin-related protein 2/3 complex subunit 1A-A-like. Gene Ontology annotation, biological process: Arp2/3 complex-mediated actin nucleation. Gene Ontology annotation, molecular function: actin filament binding. The coding region runs from base 147 to 1271 and encodes 374 amino acids. The transcript is spliced from 4 exons. Lineage: Eukaryota; Metazoa; Arthropoda; Insecta; Coleoptera; Curculionidae. Gene Ontology annotation, cellular component: actin cytoskeleton; Arp2/3 protein complex. The record is from RefSeq and is a predicted model, not a curated record.